GGCGCUUUCGUUUUGCGAAAAAGCUGCGUACAUUUAUGUGUUUCACCUUCCUCCCCCUUUUUUUGCAUUUAAUUGUUGUUUAUAAUUUUGCGCGUCAUCUGUGUACCAUUAUUUUAUACUGCCAUCUCGCGAGCCAUCCCGCGUGCCAUCUGCUUGCAUCCUGUUUACCAUUUUGCUCCUCCCCUUUGGGUGUUUUUUUUUUUUUUUUUUACACGAGCGAGUGUACCACCUGAGAGAGGCCCCCCAACACGAAUAUGCACGUUUGCCACAUUUUCAAGCGAGAAAUUUAUGUGACCCUUUUGUCGCGCUUCCACAUAUGGUCCUCCACCCAAAGCCACUUUUCACUUCUCCAUUAGUCAUUCAUUUCGUUUGUCGAGUGUAUAUGUUUGUUACUCCUCCGCCGUAGCAUCGUUUGGCCGUUCUUUCACAGAAAGUUGACUUUGAAUUUUUAAUGCGUCCGUUACAACGCGGGUGUAUUUUGGGUUUUUGAUGCUCCCCCGCUCUGUGUGCCCGUGUUUGUUCCGCGUCCAUCAACGGUUUGAAGUGUGUUCAUGUGGGGAAGCAGCCCUCAGUAAGAAGCUUACCGUGAGAAGCCCAUAGGAAGAAGUCUAUAGGAAGAAACCCACCCUUCGGCCGCCUUUUUGACCCAAUUGACAAACCAAAGAGGAGGCAAAUUAUGAAAUUAUAAAGGCAGAUUUGUACAAACAUGGAGCAUAAGGAAAUGGAGAGUGAGAAUAACAACAAAGAACUCGUCAAGGAAGAGCAGUUGAAAAAGGAAGACCAGGCGACGAAGAAGGCUCCCGAAAGUUCAGAGGAAAAUGAAAUGCCACUUGUUAACAGCGUCUCCCUGGGGAAGCACCUCCUCAGCGGGAGUUCCCUGAAGAAGGGCAUCAGCGUGAGCGUUAGAGGAAGGGCAGCGAACGCAGGCGCAAAUGCAAAGCAAGCUGGUUCGGCGUGGAAAAAAAAAGACGAAAAGAAUAAUGAAGAGGCAGGAGAAGAGAAGGAGAAAAAAAUAGACGACGAGUCCUUCCCAGAUUUGCUAGAGUCAACAGAAAAAAUAAAAUCAGAACUAUCGAAAGAUAAAGAUAAGAAAAAAAAACAAUUAAAAGAUUUUAAAAAAGGAGAUGAACACUUUCUAAAUAAUAAUGCCGGAUUGGAAAAAAUGAAAAUUAAUGGUUUCCCGGAAAAAAAAAAAUUUGGAAUGAACAUGUUUGAGGGGCAGAAGAAAAAUGAGAAUAACCAGAAGAAGUGGUUUGAAGGGUCUGCUGAUGUGAGUGGAGGAAACAAUAAUGCUCCGAAUGAAAACAACGAGCAGACGGUUAAGAAUGGGUAUAUCAUGCCCGGGUUUAAGGGGAAGCACAUGAUUGGCUUUAGGUGCUUUUUAAAGCGCGGGUUGCAGAGCCCUGCGCCGCUUCCCCCCACGACGUUGCCACAGGAGGAGAAUUUCUUCUUCGAAAAUGUGGAGCAGAAGGGCGGCAUGCAGAAGAAGAGUGCGAGGAUGGGGCAGCAGGUGGGGCAAACGAUUAACAUGCCGAUGGGCCAACCGCUGGGCCAACCGCUUACCAUGCCGAUGGGUCAGCCGCUCACCAUGUCGAUGGGCCAACCGCUUACCAUGCCGAUGGGUCAGCCGCUUACCAUGCCUAUGGGUCAGCCACUGAGCAUGCCUAUGGGUCAACCGCUUAACAUGCAGAUGGGCCAACCGCUUAACAUGCAGAUGGGCCAACCGCUUAACAUGCAGAUGAAUUUCCCUAUGAAUAAUAUGCCCCCCAAUAUGCAAGGAAAUAGCGGUCAGCAGAGGAACAAUCAGAGCAGCCUCAUGGCCAACUUAGAAGGCGCAUUUGAAAGGGGAGGACUAGCAGCAGGGGGGAUGGACCAAGGAAGUCUCCCAUUCGCGUCCAUGGCCACACACAACAAUCAAAACAAAUUUAAUGAUAACGGAGGAAAUAUGAUGAAGGGAAAUAAUUUUAAUAGGAGCGGAAAAAAUUUUGCUAACAGUAAUAGCAACAUGCAUAAUGCUGAAGAUAUGGUGAAUGCUAAAGUGGCGAAUAAUGCCUCGGGGGGACAAGGGAAUAAUGCAAAUCAUAUGAAGAGAAAUGAAAAGAGAGAGGAUAGGAAUUUUAGGAGAAAGGAUAUAGAUACGGAAAGCAACUGGAGAGUCGCCAGUUCUGCGAAUAGGAACUCUGGGGGUGGAGAGGCGGACAAAAUGAACACGGGGGGGGGUAAUAACAGCGGAAGUGGUAAGAAUGUGAGGGGGCACAACAAUUCCGGCGGUGGUGGAAGCGGCGUGAAUAUGGGAAGCAUGGCUGGAAGCGGGAUGGUCCCGAAUGGAAUGACUCCAAAUGGGAUGGCUCCAAAUGGGAUUAACCCAAACGGGAUGAACCCCAACGGGAUGAACCCCAACGGGAUGACUUCUAACAACGUGAAGGGCAACUUCGGGAACGGCAAAAUGGCCAACAUGAAUUUCCAGGGCGCGGCAAACAUGGCCGGAAAUAACAAAAACAUUUUUAUGAAGAGCAACGAGGAGGCGAAAAACAACAGCGCCUUCAAGGGAAACAAUUUGAAUAGCAAAAAUGAAAUGGGUGGGGAGGGCUUUGGGAAGAUGGCCAACUUUGGAAACGCGAACAACAGCAAUAACCAGAAAUUUGAUUUUAACAAGAAUUCCUUCGGAGGAAACUUUGGUUCGGGCAACAAAGUGAUGCACUCGAUGGAUUUGAGAAAGGCCAGGAUGAGGGAGAUGAGAAAUAUGAAUGAGCAGAAUAGCAAAGUGAACGAGGGGUAGAGGUGGAUGAGGAGGGGAGAGGCGCAGCAGGGGGGUGGCGUCACAGGAGAGAAACACAGAUGGGGGGAACUCAACCAGGGCAGUGACUUGUGGGAGGUGGGGAUUCAUCUACAGGGAGAGACCCCGCAGUGGUGAAGGUUACUCUGAUUUGACACUUUUCUUCUAUUUUUUUUUUUAUUUUUUUAUUUUUUACCUUAUUUUGCAUGGCGUAGAAAGGAGGUUUUCCCCAUCGAUGAGGAUGAGCACUACAGAUGUGCCCACUUUUCGAAUCCCCAGUUUUUUGUUUUUCAAAGAAUUAGAAGUUGCAGGUUUAGGGGUGAACGAGUGGGCGCAAGGAAGUGCACAAAUGGGUUCGAUGUCCAUGUGUUUUUACGCCCAUGUGUGGACAAGCAUGCGUGCCCGUUGCUUUGUGCCGCCUGUAUGACAUAUGCGCUCAGAUUGCUCGGUGCUUUCCCCCCCGCCCCCGGAGGAAACGUGUAGACUUGUGCAGAGUGAAGAGCGCGUAGAGGCAGUAUGCAGCAGGGCGAACAGACCGAAUCGGGCGUAGUGGCUACGCCUACACAGGCGCACAGAUUUAUGAGCCUGCCACUGUUGUGAUCGUCUGCCACCCCCAGCACGAUGUGGCUCCCCCCUCGGGAAGAAGUAUCCAUCUUAACCAUUGCAAAAAAAGGAGAGCAAACAGAGAGAAGCAAAAAGCGAGAAGCAAAAAGGGAGAAGCAAAAAGAAAGCCCCAACGAAUUUAUCCUACUUUUUAAUUACCUAUGCAACCCUACAUGCGAGCACAUGUACAUACGUAAUGGUGCCCCGUUCUGCAAAACACCCACCCACGUAUU
Molecule: messenger RNA, 3612 nt
Organism: Plasmodium vivax (malaria parasite P. vivax)
Lineage: Eukaryota; Apicomplexa; Aconoidasida; Haemosporida; Plasmodiidae
Exons: 3
Coding region: 707-2779 (690 amino acids)
Source: RefSeq, a predicted model, not a curated record